Molecule: messenger RNA, 1489 nt
Organism: Phragmites australis (common reed)
Lineage: Eukaryota; Viridiplantae; Streptophyta; Magnoliopsida; Poales; Poaceae
Product: peroxidase 17-like
Exons: 3
Coding region: 273-1292 (339 amino acids)
Biological process (GO): hydrogen peroxide catabolic process; response to oxidative stress
Molecular function (GO): peroxidase activity; heme binding
Source: RefSeq, a predicted model, not a curated record
CAUCAGGCCAGCGCCGUGCGAGCGCACCCGACCCUGCCGGCCGUGCCGUGCCGAUCCCUGACAGCCCAUCCGCCUCAGCCUGCACUGCAGCCCCCUUUCUAUCUAUAACUACCCGCCGGGGCCUCGCGAGUUGGACACUACUAGUACACUGCCAAACGUACAGCAGCGCGGAGCAGGAGAGAGCCUCAACAGCGCGGAGCAGAGGUGCGAGACCCACCCCGGUGCGUGUGAGGGCUUGCGUCCUGUCCCACUCUUCUCUCCUCCCGCUUGCCAUGGCGCUCCCCCGCGGAUGCCUCCCCCUCGUCGCGGUGUUUCUUGCGACCAUCUGCCGCGCCGAGGCGGCCGUGAGGGAGCUCAAGGUCGGGUACUACGCCGAGACGUGCCCCGGGGCCGAGGACAUCGUCCGGGAGACCAUCGCCCGCGCGCGCGCGCGCGAGGCCCGCAGCGUCGCCUCCGUCAUGCGCCUCCAGUUCCACGACUGCUUCGUCAACGGGUGCGACGGGUCGGUGCUGAUGGACGACACGCCGACGAUGCUCGGGGAGAAGGAGGCGCUGUCCAACAUCAACUCCCUGCGCUCGUUCGAGGUCAUCGACGAGGCCAAGGAGGCGCUGGAGGAGCACUGCCCUGGCGUCGUCUCCUGCGCCGACAUCGUCGUCGUGGCCGCCCGCGACGCCGUCGUACUGACCGGUGGGCCCAACUGGGAGGUGAGGCUUGGGCGUGAGGACAGCCUCACCGCGAGUCAGGAGGACUCGGAUAACAUCAUGCCGAGCCCGCGCGCCAACGCGAGCGCGCUGAUCCGCCUCUUCGCCAACCUCAACCUCACCGUCACUGAUCUCGUCGCGCUCUCCGGCUCACACUCCAUCGGCGAGGCCCGCUGCUUCUCCAUCGUCUUCCGCCUCUACAACCAGUCUGGCUCAGGGCGGCCCGACCCCAACAUGGAUGCCACCUACCGCAACGCGCUCGACACGCUCUGCCCGAGGGGCGGCGACGAGGAGGUCACGGGCGGCAUGGACGCCACCCCCGUCAUCUUCGACAACCAGUACUUCAAGGACCUCGUCGGCCUCCGCGGGUUCCUGAACUCUGACCAGACGCUCUUCUCUGAUAACGCCAGGACGCGGAGGGUCGUGAAGCAGUUUAGCGAGGACCAGGACGCCUUCUUCAGGGCCUUCGUCAAGGGGAUGAUCAAAAUGGGGGAGCUGCAGAACCCCGUGAAGGGGGAGAUACGGCAUAAUUGCCGUGUCGCCAACGGCUCACCCACGGAGGUGGUGGCGUCCCACGCCGUGGACUUGUGAGCUCCGAUAGGGGUUUCGGAUCACCUAGCUCCGAUAUGGUAGUAAUGUGUUGAAGCGACAGGGUUUUGGUCGCAUGGAAGUUUUGCACCUACCUAGGGCCGGCAAUGGCAUCAGAGCUAUUGUGCUCAUCGAUGAUUGGUGCGAAAUAAUUGAGAUAUUGAGCCUGCGAUAUAAAGGUAGACAAGACAAUUGUUGCA